CUCUCUCUCGCUUUAGCUCGCAAACUCACAGCUUCUCUUGUUGUUAAAGCCUCGUAACCCUAAAUUCACAAACGCUUCAACGCAGCUUCAGCUUGUUGCAAGUGUCAAGAUGCGUUUUACUUCAAUGUGAAGGAAACCAGAUCCCAGAACCUAGAAUCUUGACCUUCCAUCUGCUGCAAACUUCAGGUUAAUGACUGACUACGUGAGACGAGGGGGGGGCGUGUGAAGGAAUGUCUGCGAUGACGUUUCAAAACAGUGGAGCUGUCACACACCUGUGCCACCCUUGGUUUAGAUUUUCUCAACAGGUUUCAACCGAGACAGCAGGCACAAAAAAAAAACUAUUUUGAGGCUCCUCCAGUGUUUGCUGAUUGACUCUGUGCAGGAAAGCCCACUAAACAAAUACAGCAAGCGUGCUUAGGAAAAGAAAAAAAAGAAAAGCAUUUUAACACAACUGGGAUGUGAGAUAGCAGAAAAUUAGGUUGCAAUUGUGUCAUCACGAAGCAGCGACGAUGACUGUGCAGCUCCUGUUGGAAAACUGAGUCAGACUCCAGCCAGCUCUCUACCUCCCACAUCAGCCCUCCAGCAUGAGCGACGACGGGGAGAGAGGCAGGUCCGAACGAAGCCGGGGCCAAAGCAACGGUUCCAGGCCGGCCCCCAACGUCAAACCCAAACUCAACCAGAGAGAAAAGAGCAGCAAGGAGGACCAGUGGAAGAACCAGAAGCCUGCAAAAGUGAGGAGAUCGAGGAGCACCGACUCUGAGAGGGGGGACAGAGGCAGGAGGAGAGAACGGGACCGGUACCAGGGGGAGAGGAGGCAGAGAGGGAGGAGUGAGGAGGCCCGGAGACGAGACAGGAAAGAGGGAGAGAGCGUCCCGAGGAAGCCCCCCGCAGACGAUGUGGAGGACACUGAGUGCGCUGUGUGCUUCUGUUCAUACGACAAUGUCUUCAGGACCCCCAAGCUGCUGGCGUGCGGGCACACCUUCUGCCUGGAGUGCCUCGCUCGCAUCAACGUGACCUCCCCCGAGCUCAAGACCCUGACAUGCCCCGUGUGUCGGGAGGUGACUGAGCUCCCCCACGGCCGGGACCUGCCCCGCCUGGGCAACAACGAGGACAUCAUCGGCAAACUCCCAGCAAACAUGCAGAGGGCUCUGUCCAUCCGCUUCAAGCGCAGUAAGGGCAAACUGCUCCUGAAGAACCCCCCUCCGAACAGCCCGACCAAACCCUCUAUCCUCACCCUGCCUAAGAAGAACCAGGAGGGCCAGGGGACGGCAGGUGGGGACCUCAACCUGGGAGCGAUGGAGGAGGGAUUUACCCCGACCACAGUGGUGGACGUAGGCCGGCCUCCGAACAGGGUCAGAGGUCGCCUGCGCAGGUUGUUCCGCUCGGACCAGUGCUACUACACCGUGGUGGGGUCCAUCAUCACCAUCACUGUGGCUCUCAUGCUGGUGGGGAUCCUGGCCUUUGUGAUCAUACCAAAUGUUGUUCACCGCAGGCCUGUUCCUCAGGGGAACCAGACAUUACAGACCCCCCCAGGAUCCCCAGGACCCAUUGAUAGACCCUGAUGGGGCAGGAGACAAGAGGAAGUAACACACUGAACUGAACCUUUCGCCUACUUUUCCCUUUUGGCGAGUAACACUGAAGGUAGAGACUAAACACUGCGACUCGUUCAAGCUGAUUCACAUACAGCGAGGUGGAGAAAUGAAGGAAAACAAGGACAGCAGCAUUUUUUUAACAAACAAAGGACAGACAGGCUCUGAGUUGCACAUGAAGGAAACAGGAGAAACUUGCAUCUUAUUUUUUUUUUUUUAAUUUUUGUUUCCUGAACAGGUUUGCAAUCACUGUGAAAAGCCAGAAACACUGUCCACUACGACUAAUAAGCUGUAAAUGUUGAAAUGAACGAAGCUCUGUGAUGAAAAGAACUGAGAAUCGUUUGACUGCUUCAGGCUCAGCUCUUACAAAUUGUGUAUAUAGACCAACUCACUGUACAAAGCAACAGAUGAGUUGUAUACUUGUAAAUAUUUUCUUUUCACUCACAAGAACUGACUUUAUGAUCUAUGAUAUCAAAAUAAAGCACUUUUUGGGGCAUUGAAACGUAUUCCUAAGUGUUUCCUAAAUCGAUCACCUGGAUUUUUACAACAUUUAUGAUUUUUUUACAAUGGCCGGAUCGCUUUCAGAGCUCCUGUUGACACCACGGGCAGGACUUCCUACUCAUGUUUUAUGAUGCGUGUCCUCAUCAAAACAGAUUUGUUGCCUAUAACCUGAAGGGACCUGCAUGCUUCUUUAGACACCUGAUACCCUCUAGUGGUGUAAAUAGACCAGGUAACAGCGUGAACUUUUCCUCUGCUGUGCCUCUCAGCUCUUUAGGCUGACAAACCUGUUUGACAACACAAGUGUUAUCUCUCUCUCUCUCUCUCUCUCUUUUUUUUUCAUCCCUCUCAGGAAGUUCAGCUAUCAGGUUUUACAAAGAGCUCAGAUAAGAUUGGUUAUAUCACAACUUCCAGCUGUUUGUUGUGGUUUAGACUAAACAUUAACUCACUGAAGUCCCCAGCAAACCACAGGGAACACAAGUCUUUUCUCUGUCUUUUAGCCUUAAUGCUAAAUCUGAGUGUUCAGCAGCUGCCUUUGCACAUAAAGGAGAGUUAUAAAUAACAUACAUGUUGUAGUGAGGUGAGGAAAGGUGAUGUGCUUAUUGAAACAACUACUGCAAAACAAUAAUUUGCUUGCAACAGUGAUUUUAAAGGUGCAUUAUGUGAAAAUUGGCCACCUGUUGAAUUCACUCUCAAAACUAUGACAAAGCCUGUCAGCAGAGUGACAGCUAACUGCUGCUAACUGUAUUCUGUUACAUCCAUGUUUGUAGCAGCUGUUAGCUUGCUAGCUCAGUUAGCUGUGCAGCUAGUUGGACAUCUGGGAAAGUGUUGGUGUUUAUUCCACCAGCACAGGAGCUUUGGACUGAUGGGAGAAAAGAGGUUUUCAGGCCUGAAGCUAGCUGGUUAGCAUGCUAAGUUCUGUAUACAUUACCUCUGCUACACAAAGUAAAGUCACACCUGUUAACUCUUCACAUCUUGUUAAUUAUUAUAGUUAAUUAUUGAAUGUUUUAAACCAAAAUUCUUUCAUUUUACACAUGUGAAUAUUUUAAUUACAUGCACAAUUUCCAUCUAAUUCUAUUACAUUUGAGUUGAGGAGUUUUUCUGUCAUGUUGAGUCAAUGUGAAUAAUCUAAAUGGCCUGGAGCCAGAAUAAGCAGUCUGAAAUGCAUUCAUUUUAUGUAAAAUUAUUCAAAAACAUAACGUUAAUGUAGAAGUUCCCCUUACUUUUACAUAUCAUGAUGCAAGAAACACUUAAUGUUUAUACAGAAGUCCGCCUUGAUUUGGUAAUCCGACUAUCAUCAUUAUCAGACUUUGCAUCCAUUCAGUAAACGUAUGAAAUAAAACCUUAACACAUUUGAAUGUUCCCCUGAAAUAAUGUGAGGGAAAGUGACUAAGUAAGUUACUCAAAUACAAGUAGUGAGUAUAAAGAACACUUGUACUCAGUAUUGUAUAAUGUGGGCAAGAGUCACUUGAGUAAAAGUAAAGAUUUUGUGUUAAGAUAUAACUUAAAGUGAAAGUCAUCUUGAGUCUUGAGUAAAAGUCUUAAAAUAUCUGAUAUCAAAUGUACUCAAGCAUCAAAAGUACAAGUAGAAGUAAAAUCAAACAUAUAUUUUAAUGCAUGUACUGUAUAUAUGAUAUACUAUAUAUAUUCUGAUAUGUUUUAAUGUUGAACUAUGGAUUCAAUGCAGCAUUCAGUUUGCAAAAUCAGCAGUAACUAAUGAAUGUAAUGGAGUAAAUGGACAAUAUUUGCCUUCAAAAGGUGGUGAAGUGGAAGUAUACAGUUGCAGAAAAUGGAAAUACAGAAGUUCAAGUACCUCAAAUUGUUGCUAAAUACAGUAUUUGGAUAAAUGUACUUGGUUACAUUCCAUCCCUGCUUUGACUUUCGGUACUUGAGUACAUUUUGCUGGUUAUACUUCUGUAUCUGAACACAGGAGUUUAACUUUUUCCACUAUUGCCUUGUAGACACACCCACAUGACCCCCCUCCUGUGGUAUCGAGGCAAAUAUGGUCGCAGGGACCACAGCAGAGACCCCCUCCUCCUCCUCCUCCUCCUCCUGUGCACCCCUUCUUACGCAAAUUUUCCUUCGUGCGUUAUGUGACCGCCUGUUGUGGAGGCCGAACAUCAGGGAGCUGUCAGGAGCAGCUCGGCAGACAGAGACGCUCUCUUGCGGAUAGUUAUCGACCACCAUGGCUUCCACUCCCUCCGCCUCUGCCCUGUCUGCUGUUCUCCGGUGUCGGGGGAAAAUCUGGACUAGGAAUCCGCCGACCAAGCGGCCUGCCACCUCGGUGUACAGCCUGGGACUGUCCGGAGGGGCGGUGCGCGACCCGCCAGCUGAGCGCACCCGGUCCAACCAGGCGUCCGCGUGGGAGGCUUUCCUCCGAGGGGAGCGUGUUGCUGUGGGGAGAAGACUCGCUGUGACGUGUGAGUCGACCCGGCAUGAUAAAGAUCCGAGAGGAAAAGACGCCAGAGAAAUUAAUAAAUUAUGUCACGCAAAACUUUCGCAAUCCCCGGGCGACGCGCACUCUGGUGUCCAAAACGCGCUGGUGCGUCAGCUGGCACGCAGACUGACAUCUAACCUGCCUGGAAUAAACAAAUGCUCCCGAAUUAUUCAGGUGAUUAGAAGUGAAACGUAUGCUGCACACAUCUGUAAAAUAGUAUGCGUUCAGGAAAUCAGUGAAUUCCCAGCUGGAGUUUUGAAAGUGUCCGUGACGUCCCCGCGUUUGAUGCAAAACACAGCGCAGAUUCCGUCUUUCGUGUUGAGCGGCUGGUCGACGCUGAAGAGCACCUGUUUGUGUUUGACUGCUCUGGUGUCAGAGUUUAUGUUUCUGAAGCUGGCGGUGUUGUGCAGGUCCGACAGCAGCCCUGGUGACAGACAGCAGGAUGGAGACAGCCUCAGAGACGACAUCCUGCAGGUAAAUGGACAAAUCCACAGUCCCACUGUCCUCAUCUCCACCAGGGACGACUCCGGCUCCGGACAAACAGUCACGGAGGACAGACCUGACUGAAACUGACCACAGAGCAACAAAGAGAUACGCUCUGUGACCCCUUAUUUAUUGACUUUUACUCUUGAUUUCACAACACACAGCCUACAUUUGGACUAUGGACUUUUGCCGUAGAACUCAAGAAAAAGUGAGCAACACUGUAACAAUAAAUACAUUUAACCAACA
Messenger RNA from Acanthopagrus latus (yellowfin seabream), 5253 nucleotides. RefSeq names its product ring finger protein 183 (gene rnf183). NCBI's taxonomy places the organism in Eukaryota, Metazoa, Chordata, Actinopteri, Spariformes, Sparidae. The coding region runs from base 585 to 1562 and encodes 325 amino acids. Gene Ontology annotation, molecular function: ubiquitin protein ligase activity. The transcript is spliced from 3 exons. The record is from RefSeq and is a predicted model, not a curated record. Gene Ontology annotation, biological process: protein ubiquitination.